This is a messenger RNA of Aspergillus glaucus CBS 516.65, 678 nucleotides long. RefSeq lists its product as uncharacterized. The record is from RefSeq and is a predicted model, not a curated record. NCBI's taxonomy places the organism in Eukaryota, Fungi, Ascomycota, Eurotiomycetes, Eurotiales, Aspergillaceae. The coding region runs from base 361 to 591 and encodes 76 amino acids. The transcript has a single exon.
CCGAAUAUGAGGAAUCUGUCGGGCUCGGUAAUCGGGCCGACUAUUAAUCCACCUUGACUUUCAUCAUUUAUGACUCCGACCAUGGCCAGCGAUCCGUCUCUGUACCUAGAUUAUACCUCCUUUGACCCCGUGGAUAUUACACUCCUACUCCUCCUGCGAAGUGUCAUACCAUUGUACUAUGAGCUAUUCUUCACACUAUCUACCACCAACCCAGGCUACAGUUUGAACUCUUGUUGGAUAUAGGUAGGAUACACCUAUUCCUUAGGUCCGGCGCUCGCCUAGUCUGUCAGCACACAUUCAGUUAACGCACCACUGCCUAACACAGUACAUAACUUGCAUUGCAUUGGCGGACAUAGCAACAUGAAGACUGAAGAUGGGGACACAGUCACACUCCUAGUCACUAGUGUAGUUAACAGGGUUAAACAGUUCAUAGAGGGAGCUGUGAUUAUGUCUAUGACUCUCUUUAUCACUGAUGCUUUUGAAGGGAUCUUGUUUAUGCAGGUUGAUCAUCAUUCCAUGCUUCAUUAUGUGAUAUUCAUGUUGUUUUAUAUGUCUAUUUCUUUCUUGUACUACAAGUACAAGCCAAUGUAGAUAUAUCUGUCACGGGCUCGGAAUAGUAGAUAUUAACGAACUGAAUUCCUAUCUAAACUAUUGUAGCCAUCGACGAGAAUAUCGAAU